Molecule: messenger RNA, 2663 nt
Organism: Nelumbo nucifera (sacred lotus)
Lineage: Eukaryota; Viridiplantae; Streptophyta; Magnoliopsida; Proteales; Nelumbonaceae
Product: FRIGIDA-like protein 3
Source: RefSeq, a predicted model, not a curated record
GUAGAUACAGUCCAGAAAAUCAGCCCAAGAAAUAAAACUGCUAACACGAAAGAAACAUCGUAGGGUUUCCUUUCGCGUUUCGACAUUUUCUGCGUCCCCUUUUCUCUGCAGGAGCUGUGCCUGUGCAGCUUACAAAACGCCGGCGGUUUACGGACCGGUUCCUCGGUAUAUCAUUGUCGUUGCGUUAUUGAACGCCUGGAGCUUAAAUCCGGUUUUCUCGACUAUCACAUCACAGCUCUGCUGCUCUGCUCGGUUUUUGAUCAACUUUUAGGGUUCUCAUCUCGUUUGUGCGUGUAAAGGUGAGACUGUAGCAGGUUUCUCUUUUAGGAGACAGAUAUGUGGAAACGAGAGAACCAGAGAGAUGCAGGGGAAAAAUAAAGGCUUGCUGGGUGUAGUCUAGGCAACCUUGGAGCUCAAGUCCUUGCCUCAUUGGAGGAGCUGUUGACAUGACUGAGGGAGUAUUCUUCUAUGUUUUUUGGGGCCUGAUGGUAGUUAAAGAAGAGUUUGGAACUAAUCAAAGGUUUAAAGCUUUCCUUAUCAACUUGCUAGAUGGAUUCACUUGUUGGCAAGGACUGUGAAGUAUUUGUAAACUGGUUUGGAUUCAUGGAAAGAGGUACCUCGGGCACAAUCUUGUAUGUGAAUGCCUUGGCCAUGAUCAAUCAGAUCCAUUCUUGCAUAUCCAUGGCUGAUUCAGAGCCGGUUGUCAUGGACACUGAAUCAACUGCCUCCAUGGUGGAACAGCUUGGCAAGGCAUUUAUUGAGCUUGAGUCUCACAAGGAUGCUUCCGAGGAUACUGCUAAUUGGAAGGAAAUUGAAGAACAUUUUUGCAACCUUGAGAAAGUUCUUAAGAGCAGAUUUGAUGAGUUUGAAGAGAAGGAAAGGACCUUUGAGGAUAAGAAAUCUGAAACUUCCACACUGCUUGCGGAGAAAGAAGCAGUUGUUGCUGCUCAGGAACAAGCUUUUUUGAAUCGGGUUCAGGAGGUAAAAGAUGCCGCUGUUGCUGCCAUCCUGGAGGCGUGGGAGAAAUACAAGUCAACAUCUCCAGAGCCUGCUGAUGAUGGGGGCAACACAGAAAGCAAGGUAAGCAGCUCAUUCAAUGGUGACAACAAUGCAUCUGUCCCUGCUCCAGAGGAGGAGUCCCCUCUUAGAUCAGGUGAACAUGCUGAAGGCGUGGCUGUUGAAGAAGUUAAGCCACGUCCAGAGCUGACGCAAUUUUGCGAACAGAUGGAUGCAAAAGGGCUUCUGAAUUUCGUUAUGGAGAACUGGAAAAAUCUCGCUGUCCUGCGUCAGGAAAUUCAUGUUGCAUUGCAAAGUGCAACUGAACCAGCCCGUUUGGUGCUGGAUUCAUUGGAUGGGUUCUACCCUCCUGAUCAAACUAUCGAUCAGGCUAACAAGAGGGAUGCAGCCCUUCAGGGCAUGCGAAGAUCAUGUGUUCUGUUGAUGGAAGCCGUGGCCCCCUUGUUGGCGAGGGCUGAGCCAGGUGAUGAUCACCUUCUGAGCCCCGAAACCAAGCAGCAAGCCAAGGCAAUUGCUGAUGAGUGGAAACCUAAAUUGGCUGCCAUGGACAUUGAUGCUGCCAAUGGAAAUUCAUUGGAAGCAGAGGCAUUUCUGCAUCUCCUCGCAACUUUUAGGAUUGCUUCGGAGUUUGAUGAAGAAGAACUUUGCAAGCUUGUUCUUGCUGUUGCUCGUCGCAGGCAGACACCUGAGCUCUGCCGUUCUCUUGGGCUAACGCACAAAAUGCCAGGUGUGGUUGAAUCAUUGAUCAUCCGUGGGAGACAAGUUGAUGCAGUGCAUUUUGUGCAAGCCUUCCAGCUUACGGAGAGUUUCCCCCCUGUGCCCCUCUUAAAGACAUACUUGAAGGACUUGAGAAGAAAUUCCCAAGGGAAAGGUGCUGCUGGCGGCACCCAGAGUGAUGUUAACACACAGGAGCUGGCAGCACUGAGAGCCGUCAUCAGGUGCGUUGAAGAGUACAAGCUUGAAGCGGAAUAUCCACUUGAUCCACUUCAGAAACGAGUGGCUCAGCUGGAGAAAUCAAAGUCUGAAAAGAAGAGGACAGGAGAAGUGGUAAAACAUCAACCACCAAAAAAGGCCCGAGCAAAUGGAGGGUAUUAUGGGGCUCGCAUGCCUGUGGCUCCCAUGGAUAGGCAGCCUCCACCAGUUUUCAAUGAGAGGGGAGCAUAUAUGGGAAUGGGAGCAACAGAAAGGUAUCCUCAUGCUGGUCCAGCCACUUACGAUUAUCAAGUUCCUAGCCAGAGUGCAUAUGUCCAGCAGGCCAACACUCAAAGACCUUACUAUUAUCCUCAGGAUGACAGGGUCACAGCUACCUCGUACCCUCCUGCUCCAUCUAACUAUGGGGCCUAUAUGGGUGGUGGUUUGCAGUCUUCAAAUCAGUCCUACAUGUAAAACAGUUUUUUUUUUUUUUUAGAUGGAGUAUGAAGCAUUUACUGCAGGAACAAAUUUGUAGAGAUAACUUCUAGAGAGAAGUAUUUUCAGCAUGAUUGUAGUAGGCAGACCUUAUUUUCUCCCUUUUGUCAUACGGUCGAUCCCAAACCGAGACUUCAAACUAGAAUAGAUUUUCUUUUUGCCAUAAGCUAGAAUAGUUGAGCCCCUAAUUGUGUAGUAGUUUUCAGCCUUUCUUGAAAGAUUCCUAUUAUAUUAUAUAA